CGCCACACACAACGAGGGAACCCCAUCAGCUGGAAGUCGAGUAACAUUACAACUCUACUACAUUACACAAGCGAGGGUCUCCUCUGAGGAUUUUAAUCGCGGGAUUCGUGCGCAACUACGUCAUCAUUAUUUUUAUUCCCCGUGACUUGUUUUUUGUGUGGCGCGGGGACCAAACUGGAGAGAGGCGAGCAUGGAGUACUUCAUGGUGCCAGCUCAGAAGGUGCCCUCCUUGCAACACUUCAGAAAGACGGAGAAAGAAGUGAUCGGAGGUCUCUGUAGUCUGGCCAACAUUCCUCUGACACCAGAAACGGCUCGAGACCAAGAGAGACGGAUCCGGCGGGAGAUCGCCAAUAGUAACGAGCGCCGCCGCAUGCAGAGCAUCAACGCUGGAUUCCAGUCGCUUAAAACACUCAUUCCACACAGCGACGGCGAGAAACUCAGCAAAGCUGCCAUCCUGCAACAGACGGCGGAGUACAUCUUCACUCUGGAGCAGGAGAAGACCAGGCUCCUGCAGCAGAACAGUCAACUGAAACGAAUCAUACAAGAGUUAAGCGGCUCCUCUCCGAAGAGGAGGCGUGCCGAGGAGAAGGAUGAAGGGAUCGGCUCGCCUGACAUUCUGGAGGAGGAGAAAACGGAGGAUCUGCGGAGGGAGAUGAUUGAGCUGAGGCAGCAGCUGGAGAAGGAGCGUUCAGUCCGGAUGAUGCUGGAAGAUCAGAUGCGGUCACUGGAUGCUCAGAUGUACCCAGAGAAGCUGAAGGCCAUCGCCCAGCAGGUCCAUGAGCAGCAGACGCAGAGUCUCAUCUGCCUGCAGCAGCACAAGCAGCUGGAGAGGGACCUCACUCCGGCCCACAGUCCACAGAUGCUGGCCCCGGCGACGCCCCCUGCCCCGACACACCACCCCACGGUCAUCGUCCCAGCACCUGCCCCAGCGCCACAGUCGCAUCACGUUACCGUGGUAACCAUGGGCCCAACAUCCGUCAUCAACACAGUUUCUACUUCCCGACAGAACCUGGACACCAUCGUACAAGCAAUCCAGCACAUCGAGGGCACUCAAGGGAAGAGCUCCUGCGAGGAGGAGCAGCGGAGGGCCGUCAUCGUCACUUCAGGUCGAGUCCUGUCUGACGCUGCCGGCUCAGACACAGCAUCGAACAGCGACGCGGCAGACGACUGCUCGCUCCCCUGAGCCGCCCCCCUCCCGCUGCACACACACACACACACACACACACGCUCCAAAUGCAAAAGGUUCGAUCUGACCAAGACGACUCAGCACUCUUAUUCCGAGGACAUUGACACGGUUGCUCGACUGGUUGAAGCACUCUUCUUUUUCUUUAACAAUGAUGUACUGUGAUAGGCAGCAGAGAUAGGUUUACACUUACACUGACAGUUCGGCAUCUCUCCUUAUACUCCUGAUCUCACACACGCAUCUGUUAGCGAACUAGAACGGUUUUUUAGCUCAAUAGUACUUACAGCGUUUACAUGCACGCAAAUGUUCGGCUGAUCCAAAAUGAACAAAAAAAGUUAGCGCCACUAUUAAGCACUAGAUAAAUCUGGAUUGUAAAAGCAGCUCACCACCGUUUGCGUGUGUGAUUUCUACUUAAAAUUGAUGAAUUAAUAAGCAACUGAAAUCUCUAUUGCUGUAAAAUGGUCUGUUUAUUCUGAACAUUCCUUUUUUUUUAUCAGGCGGACCGAUUCUCUCAAACAGAUGUGGUUUGUCAUAACAGUGUUCUGAUCUGACCUUUAAAAGUAUGAGGAAUAUUUGGUGCAUGUAAACCAAGUGAUGUGUAAACACUUAAUACUGGAUUCUAUAUGUUCAAACAUCUCUAUUAGGUUUUAUUUCCACUUGGCUCUCAAGCCUCAUGACUGACAGUUAAUGAAGAACACGUCUGCGCGACAUCAUUGCGCCUCCCCACCCGGCUCUCGCCUCUCCUCCUCAAGCCUGUGAUUGAAAGAACUGGGUCCUGCCGAUCGAUGGGCACUCUGAAAAGCGCCAUGUUUACAUGAGUUCAAGAGCUGUUUUCUAAUAGCUGUGCGGUGCCGGAGAAGCUUGGGGGGAGAGCGUGCACUUACUGGCUCACAAGCGCUCUCUUGUCUUUGUUUUUACCGGGCUGGGUUCCCGGUAAUCCUGCAUGUUCGGCGUCUAUUUCUCAAGGACCUGGCGGAAAACCCAGGGCAGCAUCCCUUGUUCACUAUAAAGCACCUGGCGGGUGUCGUAAGCUGGACCGCGGUCCCCCUUCUUUGACCCCUCGUGUCAUUUUGAAGCGUUUUGAAUUGGCAGGGUGCCACAGACUCUGGCAGUCUUCAACAGCACCAGCGUUGCCUUCGCUCCAAAUCAACCGGCAUGCAAUCGGCGGGCGAAAACAAAAGCUCAUUUUAGUGUUUCAAACUCUCUGAAAUCGAAUGUGCCAUGAAGGCGAACAGGUCGACCACAUGCUCUAUGCAUCUCCUCGUCCUUCCUGUUCUUGUUUUGUUUUUUUGAGGUUACACUUAAGACAGUGAAGGCAGCAUUUAACUGAGCGGGGUUGGGGCGGGGGGGCGCUUUCCAAACCAGCCUUAACACAGCCAUGGCACUCUGAGAUUAUCAAAACACAUUCUUAAGUCUUAAGGCGGCUGUGAGAACUGUUCGCCACCUUAAAUCUUUGCUCUUAUUUUGUCUGUUGUUUUUAUGUUUUUGACUCCAAGUUGCUGGUUUGCCACUUAAGCACUCCUUAUUACCCCCCCUCCUCUUUGGUAGCCCCUGGAUACAUUCAUACAUACGCACUCUUAUUGAAACAUUAACAUUCCGAAAAAAUGUUACAAAAAUUUGGCGUCUUCUAUUUGACUUAGUUUGUCAUUCUAAUUCACAACGCCAUUCGGGUUACGGAAAAACCCAAACUAGUGAAGCUGCUGGACAGAUGACAUUGAAUGAGACUUGUUGUUAACCCUUUAAAAAGUCAUCACUAAAAGUUAGUGACGUUUGUCUGAUGCUGUAGCAGAUCCAUGUAUUACUUGCUUGAUCAAUAUUGAAGAAAUGUAGUCUGAAUUAAACCACAAAACAAGUUUGUGACUAAAUAUAUCCACUUAAAAACGGAUACAAAUCCACAUUUCCCAAAACGUAUUGCACAGGCCAGUGAUACACAGGCGCUACUCACCAGUACAUGAGUUCUGAUUGUUCAAGUUGUUCUGCUUUACAAUGUUUUUCAUGUGUUUUGCCUGCAUCAGCAAUCAACACUGUUUGGUUUUGUUACAAGGACAUAUCAGAUUGUCGGCGGGUGGGACAGGGAAUCAUCGAAGGGGUCGAGAUUACAAAGCACUUACUGUACUAUACUGGACUAUUUUGCAAAAACAAGCAUCUCCUCAGCUGCAGCUCCGGAGUCUGUAACUAAAAGCUGCAGAGCGUAUCGUCAUGUUAAAUCCUUUAUCUCGUCCUGUGUCCCCCCCCUUUUUUUUGUUCUCUGAGAAAACUCCAUUUGAGUUGUCCCUUGUUCUUCGUGACCCCUCUUUCUUUCCUCUUUUUUUUUUUUUUUUUUUUUGGUCAUCAAAAAGCUAUUCUUUUUUUAAGAGAAACGUUUCGGGGAUAAAGAGGCUUGUGCCUUUGUA
Synchiropus splendidus (mandarinfish) is the source of this 3576-nucleotide messenger RNA. RefSeq names its product transcription factor AP-4 (activating enhancer binding protein 4) (gene tfap4). Bases 191 to 1183 code for a protein of 330 amino acids. The transcript is spliced from 7 exons. Lineage: Eukaryota; Metazoa; Chordata; Actinopteri; Syngnathiformes; Callionymidae. Gene Ontology annotation, molecular function: DNA-binding transcription factor activity, RNA polymerase II-specific; RNA polymerase II cis-regulatory region sequence-specific DNA binding; protein dimerization activity. The record is from RefSeq and is a predicted model, not a curated record. Gene Ontology annotation, biological process: regulation of transcription by RNA polymerase II. Gene Ontology annotation, cellular component: nucleus.